CCGCUUCGGUGAACCCGUCGGCGAGCGGGCACGAUGCCGCGAAGUCAAUCUCGGGUGUUUGAGGAUGGGGGGAGAGGACGAGAAUCGGAAGGCGCAGAAAAAGUGCUGCGUGUACAAGUACAUCCACGUGGGACAGACUCUCGGCGAGAGAUUCUGCGGCAAUCGCAUGUUGAAGUGCGUUUUCUGCGGCCACGAGUUCCAGGGCAACCAGUUCGUGGCGGUGCGCCAUUUCCGCCAAGGCAAGGGAUAUCCGGAAGUGACAGACGAGGCACUUCUCGACAUCCACUAUAACAGUGAGUACAAGAUAUCCGACAAGUUCCUAGAGCGGAUACAGCGAUUUGAGGAGCUUCACGGUGCGGCGCCUGCGAUGGAUCCGCGACGGGACGAGGGGGGGGAGGGAGAGAUGAGGGACGCGGGGGAGCAGAUCGACGUGGACAACGACGUCAAGGAGGUUGCACGGGGGGGGUCGUCAGGGAGGGAGCGAGGGAAGGGCAUUGUCAGCGAGCCGGGGGGGCAGCAGGGCCAGUACUUUGCGUCGGCGCACGUGUCGGCUCGUACACGGGCAGGUGCGGAUACGGCUGAGGCGGGUGCGUCUGCGGGAAAGAGGAAGGAGAGAGAGGAGGGGGACAGACCGACGGCAACAGCCGCAGCACAGAAGAGGAUGAGACAAAACACGAUCACGGAGUCAUUCACGUCAAAGUGGCAGAUGGAGUUCAAGAAGAAGUGGCUGCGGUUUGUGUAUAGUCAGCGCCUGGCAUUCAACGUCUUCCGGAGCGAGCCAUGGUUGGACGUCGUCCGACACUUCAGGGACUUGCCGGGGCCAGUGAAGGUGUUGUGGCCUUCAGAGAAUGAGAUCGCGGACAUAGAGACCAUUGUCCACACAGCGGACAAUGUGGGAGCUGAUCUUGCGGAGGUCAGGGCUCCUUUCUAUGUCACGGGGGCCACCAUCAUGUCAGACGGAAGGAAGUCACGCGAUGCUAGACCCAUCGUGAACUUCCUUGCCGGCGGGUCCUGUGGGGUGAUGCUCGUCCGGACGAUGAACAGGGAGGUGAGGUCAGCUUUGGAGAGGACGAUGGAUGGCGAUACUUGGGGUAUGGUCCCUUGGGACCAUUCUGUUCGUCAGUUGGCUAGGUGGGUCAGGUGGCAGGUGCGACAUGGCAGUUGGUGGGAUUCCAUGGGCAUCUUGUUCCGUAUCAUGGAGCCUGUGUACGGCCUGCUGCGCAGGUUGGACCGCGGAGGGCUGCACAUGUCGCGGGUGGUUGAGUGGACACAGGAUCUGGCACGCCGGGUAGCAAAGGAGGUUUGUGCACUUCUGACAGAUCUUGCACACUACAUUGUGCAGAGGGUGCAGGCUCGAUGCGCUCACAUGCUGGAGCCGUCGCAUGUCGCUGCUCACCUUCUCUGUCCCAGCCGGCGGGACUUGCGGUACUUCAAGGGCGUGGUCAGCGACUAUGACGCGAGCUUGGUGAGGGAGGUGGAGACUUACAUCUUGUCGAAGACAGGGUUCAGUGUGGCGAGCCGCGACUACGAGACCGCAUGUGCACAGUUGCGCGACUUCCACACACGGAGGGGGACGAUUGCUUGGGGGGGGAGAGAUGGAGAUAGAGAUGCACAGAGGUGCAGGGGUGAUGCGGAGACGUACGAGUCCGGGUGUUGGUGGUCGCGGUACGGGCAGUGCGCCCCGCAGUUGCAGGUUAUCGCUCUUCGUGUGAUGUACAUGUGGACGUGCUCCUCUCCUGUGGAGAGGAAUUGGGCCAUCCACGAGGCAGCCACAUUGCACCCGUACCCUCGAGACGACAGUGAUUCCGAGGGUCAUGAGGACGAGGGCGAGCCGGCAGGCCCCGCUAGCGUCACUCAUGCGGCGGAUGAACGUGAUGAGUGGAGCGACCCAGAGGACGUCCGCAGACGGAGUGGCGGAGAUGACCUUUUCGUUCGAGUUGAUUUGGAGGAGGAGUCUGGGGGUCGUCAUGGGAGCCCUUUAGAGCGUCCGAGGCCUACGUCCGCUGCCCCGCUUCCCGCUGAGCGGGUGACAGAUCCUGGGUCUGCACCUUUGAGGGGGGCUGAGUCCGGGAUUGCCCAUCGUCCUCUGGGUCGCUCUGGCACGGCAUCAUCCACCACUCUUCCCACUUCGACGGAGCAGCUUCAUCGACAGCCAGUCGGUGCAGAUCGAUUGCAGAGAUUGGUGAGGGGCCCGCGACAGCUGGAGGACAGAUUGGAGGGCGGUCCUAUGCCGGUGCAGGGCGACGACGGAGACAAACAGGGGUUGGUUGGUGGAGAUGGUGGUGCGCUGGCCGGAGGUGGAGGCGGUGCCGAGGUUGAUGCGGCGGUUGAGGGGAUACCGAUGGGCGGCGGAGGCGGUUUCAGUGAGUUUGGUGAUAUGGGUAUGCCCCCGGGAGAGAGCGAGUCCCGUGGGGACAUCAGUGUGGGUAUGCAGGCCUUAUUGUGACAGACCAACUUCCUGGACCCGAACAGUUUCUCAACUGCCAUGCGCGGAGAGGUGAUGUCGGGGGCAGACGGAGACGAGGAUCG
Molecule: messenger RNA, 2529 nt
Organism: Chara braunii
Lineage: Eukaryota; Viridiplantae; Streptophyta; Charophyceae; Charales; Characeae
Source: the annotation of a GenBank genome assembly